ACCCCGUCGGUCACGAAAUCCAGUGACAGAAGUGUACAAGGAAAAGUGACGGAUUCUUAGCUAAUUUUUUCAUUAGUAAACCUCAAAUCAUUAAAUCUGUAUAUUGUGCCAUAAGUAGGUGUGUUUUGUGCUCUGAGUUGGACAUAAUAAUUCAAUCAAAAUGGGAAAUGAGACUUCUCUACCUAUGGAGCUAUGCUCAAAUUUCGAUGCUGACGAGAUUCGCCGUUUGGGCAAACGCUUUAAGAAACUCGAUUUGGAUAAUUCCGGUGCGUUGAGCAUCGAUGAGUUCAUGUCGCUUCCAGAGUUGCAGCAGAAUCCGCUGGUACAGCGCGUUAUAGACAUUUUUGACGCGGACGGCAACGGUGAAGUGGACUUUAAAGAAUUCAUACAGGGCGUGUCGCAGUUCAGCGUUAAGGGGGACAAACUGUCCAAACUGAAGUUCGCCUUUCGAAUAUAUGACAUGGACAACGAUGGAUACAUUUCCAACGGAGAACUGUUUCAGGUGCUGAAAAUGAUGGUUGGAAACAAUUUGAAAGACACCCAGUUGCAGCAGAUUGUGGACAAAACCAUCGUGUUCGCCGAUAAGGACGAGGAUGGCAAAAUUUCCUUCGAUGAGUUCUGCUCGGUAGUUGGUAAUACUGAUAUUCACAAAAAGAUGGUCGUCGAUGUUUAAAGUACUAACUAAUAUUGAUAUAUACAUAAAAACAACAAACAUUUAAUUGCUAGCAAAAAAUAUCUAAUUUAUUAACGUAAAACAAAGUAAGAGUGUCUGUGAAUGUUGCAUCUGAUGAAAACAGAAAAACACAAAUGUAGGUACUUUUGGUUUUUUUCUGUGUUGUUCACUCUCCAUUUUUUCCCUCAUGUUAUAGAAUUAAAACAAGCAGAAAAAUUAAUAAGUAAGAUCUGUCAAAAAUUUUAGGAAAGAUUUAAAACUAAACGUGCGCUUGUUUACUGCAGAAUUAUUCGCUCAUAAAUCUACCAAAAUUACUUCGUGUUUGAGAAAGUUUCGCCAGGUUAUUGUGCAAUUUAAUACUGAAUUUUGUUUAGCGAUUUUCACUACAUCGAGGUAAUAUUUAUUAUAUUAUUUUAGCGGCAAUGGAAGUUAAAAAGUCUAAAGAUUAAAAUCUACCAGUGCUUCUUUUUCAAUGGACUACUGAUUGUUUUUGUAAGUUAUCAAAUCUAUUUACCAACACACUUCAUACAGUACUUAACCAACUGACCACAAGCUAAGGUAAAUCAAAAUCAUCAACUUUAUUAUACUGGUAACUUAGUAAUGAAUCAGACGAGUUGUUUCUCAAAGACAAUUAGAGCAAAGUAUAUAUAGAUAUGGGUCAACUAAUUGCUACUGCUAGAUAAUUAGGCUAUACUGUGUGAAUGUCAUACUGAUUUUCCCCCAAUUUAAUUGUAAAACCUCCAAAAAACGAACACGUACUGUCUUAUAGUAGAGUCUUAGGUUAGGAGCCAAUUGUUCUAUACAUUAUAAUUGUUGAGUCUUCAUUGACGUUCCCAACUGAAACGCACUCGCAACUAGUGCUACUAUUAUUGAUACUACCGUUUACUCUGGAUUUACCCUCCCCCAGAAACCACCGUUAUUGUUGUCUCCAUCUAUCUCAGCGCCAAAAACUGAACCUUUAUCUAAUUCUACUAGGUUUCCUCCAUUCAGUUGGUAAAAUUUUAUCAAGCACGUAUUCGUACAUUAUAAACAACAAACAUACAUAAUAGCCGAGAGCGAAAUUCGAAACUACAGUUCAUCACUAGUUAUAUUGAUAAGAAUAACGAUAAAAAGGCAUUCGAUUCAACAGAAAUGACCAUGAUGGUUUAAGUGAAGGUAAUUGCUGAGUUUUCUUACAAGAGUGCAAUGAAUCGUUUUAGCUAACACAACUCGUGUGGCAAUAGAAAGGUGCAAUUUUGCUAUAUGUCCGAGCUUUGCCUUCUUUUGAACCUGCGGCGACUGGAUACGUCUGUAAUCGAGCAGUAGAACGAGUGCGAGCGGGUAAGAGUCAACGAUGAGAUGAAAUGCCGAAAGCACGAAUACAUACAUUAUUGCUGAUUGCAACAACAAUUUUACAUUCAAGAGUGCGCAAUCGCUCAUAAAAAGGCUAUUCUAGAUAGAAUCGUGUCGCACUUAUUGCUUGGAAUAUAACGAAAAAGUUCGUCGAAGAUACCGAGCGAUUCAACCUGUACUAACACUUUUAUAACCGAUUGCGCACUUUUGAAUGUAAAUUUUUUCAUACAAUCAGUAAAACAUCGUAGGAAGUUUUGCUCUUCGCCUGGCCGCAGAAAAGAUAUGCAUUGAGAAAUUACCUAUUUCUACCAACUUACGAAAGAAUAAUACAAAUAAAAUCUUUUUCAACAA
Molecule: messenger RNA, 2356 nt
Organism: Sabethes cyaneus
Lineage: Eukaryota; Metazoa; Arthropoda; Insecta; Diptera; Culicidae
Product: calcineurin subunit B type 2
Exons: 4
Coding region: 161-673 (170 amino acids)
Molecular function (GO): calcium ion binding; calcium-dependent protein serine/threonine phosphatase regulator activity
Source: RefSeq, a predicted model, not a curated record